CCAAGCCUUUCUUCUGAAAUUAGCUACGAUGAAGAUUCUAACGAUAGACUUCAGUAUAGGCUACUAGAACUAGUUAAUAUAGUUAUUUUAGGCCAAAUUGCAAGGAGCAAGAAACGGACAUCCUCCAACGAACGGUAAGCUCAGCGCAAAACAAGUUAAAUCACACAAAGCAUAGCUGAAGACCAAAUACCCCCAUAAUUUGUCACCAAAAACCAAAACUAUCACCCAUUUCUUUGCCUUACUUUCCCCCUCCCCUUUUUUCUGAUGAAUAUUCGGCUUUCUUUUGCUCUCCUCAUUAUCUUUUUGGCCUUAUCGGCGGAGUUGUCAUCCUCCUAUGGUAACAUGCAUUGGAGUCGAACCUCGUUCUCCAGCACGGUCCGCGAUGGAACUCUGGGUGCAAUGCAAACAUGUCAUGGCCUCUUCGGUGAAUGCAUAGGCAAUGAUGAAGAAACGGUGAUGGAAUCGGAUAUAAGCCGUAGGGCAUUAGCUGGACGGAAAAGGUACAUUAGCUACGGUGCCUUAAAGCGCGAUCGCGUUCCAUGCAAUCGUCGGGGCCAUUCCUACUAUAACUGUGGUGCUCCAGGGCGGGCUAAUCCUUACAAUAGAGGGUGCAGUGUGAUCACACAUUGCUAUCGAUACACUGGUUAAGUGAAGCAAUUCUAUUUCCAUUAAAUUUCCCAUACAUUUGUUCUUCAUCAUCACUUUUGUAG
Molecule: messenger RNA, 710 nt
Organism: Durio zibethinus
Lineage: Eukaryota; Viridiplantae; Streptophyta; Magnoliopsida; Malvales; Malvaceae
Source: RefSeq, a predicted model, not a curated record